This is a messenger RNA of Klebsormidium nitens, 351 nucleotides long. The record is from the annotation of a GenBank genome assembly. NCBI's taxonomy places the organism in Eukaryota, Viridiplantae, Streptophyta, Klebsormidiophyceae, Klebsormidiales, Klebsormidiaceae.
AUGGGGUCGAGUGUUGCUAUGCAAGCUGUGUACAACCAACCAGACACCCAGGCCACUCGAGCUGCAAGAGAGGCAGAGAAGAACGCCAAAUGCCUCAAGCUUAGCCAGGUCCUCGUGUGGAAUCCAGGAAGCCAUUUGUGCCACAUAGACAUUGUCCACCAGCAGGAAAGCCAGAGCAGGAUCACCGAGGGCAGCUUCAAUCAGCAAACCACAGACUUCGCGAAAAGCAUCGCGGAGCUCUUCUUCAUCCAGCUUGGUACAGCAGAACCCAAUCACCACACAAUUCCGCCCCAGAAGCACAGCAUCCACCUCGCUCCCCGCAACUACUCGGAGUUCGGGUUUGUUUUGUAA